Aegilops tauschii subsp. strangulata is the source of this 2919-nucleotide messenger RNA. RefSeq lists its product as uncharacterized. NCBI's taxonomy places the organism in Eukaryota, Viridiplantae, Streptophyta, Magnoliopsida, Poales, Poaceae. Gene Ontology annotation, biological process: meiotic DNA double-strand break formation; microsporogenesis; chromosome organization involved in meiotic cell cycle. Gene Ontology annotation, cellular component: nucleus. The record is from RefSeq and is a predicted model, not a curated record.
GCAGCAGAGAGAGAAUUCAAAUUCCAAUUCCUCGGUGUCUCCCCAUUCCCCAACACCACCACCACCGCCACCCAAUCCGUCGCUCUCCUCCACCACCUCCUCCCCGCCGGCGAUCGCCGCCGAGGCCCUCCUCGGCGGGGCGCCGCUCCGGGACCGCGCGAUGAAGCUGAAGAUCAACAAGGCGUGCGACAUCGCCUCCAUCUCCGUCCUCCCUCCCCGGAGGACCGGAGGGAGCAGCGGUGGCGGUGGCGGGAUGAGCGCGCCUGCUGCUGCUUCCGCGGCGGCGGCGGCGCAGCAGCAGCGGUCCCAAUCGAUGUCGCAGAAGUCCUUCUCGCAGGGCAUAGGCAGCGGUGGCGCGUCCUUCUCCCAGGCCAGAGGCGCGUCCUUCUCGCAGGGCAGCGACAGCGGAGGCGCCGCGUUCUCUCAGGUCGGUGGAGGCGGAGGCGCCGCGUUCUCUCAGGGCGGCGGAAGCGGAGGAGCCGCGUUCUCUCAGGGCGGAGGUGGUGGAGGCGCAGCCUUCUCUCAGGGCGGAGGUGGCGGAGGCGCGGCCUUCUCUCAGGGCGGUGGAGGCGGAGGCGCGGCCUUCUCUCAGGGCGGCGGAAGCGGAGGCGCGACCUUCUCUCAGGGCGGUGGAAGCGGAGGCGCGUCCUUCUCUCAGGGCGGUGGCAGCGCGCCGCUCGUGCACGCGCAGUCGCAGCUCUCGCAGGCCUCCCUCGACGCGAACCUCCUCAGCCUCCUCUCGCAGGCUCCCGCGCGCGACCAGAGAUUUGCCUUGCAACAGGACUCAUCCAAGAGAACGUCUUCAUAUCCUGCCAGUUCAGCUUCUUGUGUGCGCGAGGAAUCUCAGCUGCAACUGACAAAAAUACCAACCAACCCUAUCCACCGCUGGUGCCCCUCUCUUCUGGAUAGCAGAUGUCAGGUUAAUGAGGAAGUUGAGCGCAAGUUUCAGCAUCUGGCAAGUUCAGUACAUAAGAUGGGAAUGAUAUUAGACUCAGUGCAAAAUGAUGUGAUGCAGUUAAACAGAGCCAUGAAGGAGGCAUCACUAGACUCUGGUAGCAUUCAGAAAAAGUUUGUGCUCCUGGAGGACUCUCUAAAGCAAAUUCUUAAGGGACAAGAUGACCUCAGAGCACUCCUUGAAGGAAUCACAGAAAGUAAUCCUGACCAAGUGAGUGUUCUCAACUCUCUCAGCAGCAAACAGGAUGAGAUGUCCUUGUUACUUUCAGUCUUGCCAAACCAUGUGCAAAGAGAACUGGGGCAACUGAAGGGUGACAUCAGCAGAAUUUUCUCAAAGGAGAUGGAGGUGAUGGUUAGAGCUGUCAGAUCUGUUGAUACUAGGCUUGACCAGAUGCAAAUGCUGGCAAACCAGAGCUGCACCACCAAUGCGAAACCCCUGAUGAACCAGACAAGAGUAGCCAAUGGAAGCUCCCUGAUGAUGCAGACACCAGUAGCAUAUGGAAGCCCCCUGAUGAACCAGACACCAGUAGCAGAUGGAGGUCCCCUGAUGAACCAAGGACCAGUAGCAGAUGGAAGUCCCCUGCUGAACCAAGGACCAGUAGCAGAGGGAAGGCCACGGAAGAAACAAAGGCCAGCAGCAAAUGGAAGGCCCCAGAGGAAGAAGCUAACACCAGUAGCAAAUGGAAGGCCUCAGAGGAAGAAACAAAGACCAGUAGCAAACGGAAGGCCCCAGAGGAACCAAAGACCAGUACCAAAUGGAAGGCCCCAGGUACAAACAGCAGAUGGAAGCUCGCACAUGAACCAGAAACCCGAAGCAAAUGGAAAUGGCCUGAUGAACCAAGUACUACCAGUAACACAAGCUGCCAGUGCUCCUGCACCCUUGGCUUAUCAGAGGAAGACAGAAGGUGUGAAGCCAAAUGUGGAGAAGGGGAUGGUAAAGGCUGCCACAGAAGCACGGAAAUUGGAUGGCUCAGGCGACAGCAGGCCGGCGCCACCUAAAGAGCAAGAGUUGGCGAUUCAGAAGGACAAUGCAGAUGCACAUGCGCCCAUCAACAAGGCGAUCGUGACGAUUGUCAUCGACUCGGACGAGGAGGCGGAGGAGGGGAGCGCGUCCUGCGUCAUGCUGAAGACGGGAGCAGGAGGUGCGGGAGAGGGGGAGGCGCUGGAGAUCCUGCGGCGGGCGAGGAAGCGCCGGCGGAGGGAGGAGGCCAACGCCGUCGCGCUGGACCACUGCUAGGCUAGACUGUUUAUUUAGUAGCAGCAACCCAACACGGUAGGUAGGGCGUGGCGUACAGAUGCAGAGGCGGGUCGACAGACAGUGGUUUAAGAAGAGACGAGGAAUCCAGGCGCGAUGCCGACGGGCAUGGACAUGGACAUGAUCGCCUGAACAUAGACCGACCGCAGUGCAGCCGGUUGGUCCUCCGCUUGCAUUGGCCUAGCCAGCCUAGAGAGAGAGAGAGAGAGAGAGGUGGGCCGUUUUGAAAGGAGGUCGGUGCCUUUUACGCUGGCGGGCACGCGGGCAGUUUCGUCUGGAUUCCCUCCUCCAGUCCAGGGACGGACUGACUGACUCGCCGGAGAACAAUGCGUUAUGACUGCUUAAUGUGCGUGCCAGCGACGACAAGUUAGCCGCGGUCACAUACAUUUUCCGGGCAGGUUACCCAGGUAAGGAUAUGAUACUCCCUCCGUCUUGCGAGCGUUUUUUUUUUCACUAGUUUUAUAUUAUGAGACGGAGGGAGUAGUUGCACCUAUUCUUAAUCCGAAGUAGAAUGUGCCAUCUUGGCACUGAGAGGUGGGGGACCUCGGAUCUUCAAGAGUUCUAUAUUCACCCCAACAUUUAGUGGCCGUCAUAGGGGUUUUCCAAUAAAGUCACUCUAAUUCUUCCUCUGAUGGUGCCAUGGAGCUAGAGAAACCCGUGUCCUCGCAUAUCUGAUUACUCAAAUCUGAUGAGCCCAUGUUAUUGUGUCA